GUACCACCGCGACGUGACGACCCGCAACAUCCUGGUGGAGGCCGACUGCGAGGGGUACCAGUUCUCGCUCGUGGACUUCGGCCUGGCGGUGGACGCCGGGCAGUGGCAGGCGAGCACCUGCGACGGCAGCGUCAACCUCGCAGGCGACGGCCGCUACUGGCCCUCCUCCGCCUGGCUCGCCUUCUCGCGCGGCAGGGAGGACCCCCCCUCCCGCUGUGCCGCAGCCCGGAGCUGCGCCGCGAGUACCAGACCAGGAUGGACUCCCACGCACUGGGGGUGACGGCCCUGCGCUGCCUGAUGGAGCUGUGGCGGCCAUCGCAGGAGUGCGAGCCAGACGGCGUGCUGGGCGAGAGGCUUCGGCUGCUGCGGUCCGCGUGGAAGAGGUACUGGUCUGACUCCGAACGCUUCUGGCAGCCAGUGUACCGCGUGUUCCAGAAAGGUGGCGACUUCGGCAAGCUGCGGAGCGCGUACGUGGCGGCCGGGGUCCACCACGCCCUGAGGGACGACCUGCAGGCGCUCCACCGGGCCCUCCGCGGCGUCGCCUGCCACUGCGGCGGGCCCAGCGCCGCGACGCCGGCGAGCAGCCCGCGUGCGCCAGGCUGCGGCCCGGCCGAGCUCUUCGACGCGCUGCUGCGCCUGAUCAGCCCGGGCACCGGCGGCCGCGAGGACACCCCGGCGGGCGAGCGCCCGGCACGCUCAGGGCUCGACGCCGCGGCCCCGCGGCGGGGGGCCGAGGGCCAAGGCCAAGGCCGCAGCCCGCCGCCCGACGGCCACGCCGCGCAGGGUGCCGCGCCCUGCGCACCGCGCGCGCAGCAGCCGCCGAAGACGCCGGAGGCCUGCCCACUGCCGCUCCCCGCGCGCGGGCUCGCGUGGCCGCCCAGCGCCCCGUCCUCGCCUUCGACCAGGUCGCCGCACUCUCCGCUCGGGGCGCUCAGCACGCCGAACUACGCUACCCCCAUCUCGGCGGCUGCAGGAGAUCUGCGGCCUUCCGCCUCCCGGGUUCGCCGGCCUCCUCGUGCGCCGGGUCGUCGCCGCAGGCAGUCUGCAUGGUGCCAGCCCCCGUUGCAGUUGGUUGGCUUCAUUGCGCCGCCAGCGCGCACCUCGCCCCCGCGGUGUGCCAGCAGAGCUUCCUGCAGCCGGCUGCUCUGUGGGUCGGAACUGCGCCGCUGGCGCCGCUGGACGGGCGGGCGUGGAGGUAUCCAGGCGUUCUGACACGGUAAUGAGAUGGCCGAGUCGGUUCGCACGGAUUAUUGGGAGGAGGCACGUGCGCGAUUUUCCGCGCUUGUCCUCGUCAUGCGGAAGCUGCGCCGCUUUACCCUCCCUUCCUCCCUCCCCCCCUCGGCCCCCUCCUUCACAACUGGGUCGGUGUACCGAAUUUCCUUUUUGGGGGUGCCCCCGCCCCGACCGUCUCGAUAGGCAGGCGAUGGUUUUUUUUUGGGCUCGCCUCCAGCCUCCGAGGUCCAAAUCUGGCCUCGGGCGGAGGCCCAGUAGCUCAGCGCGGGCCAAGGCAGCCGCACACGCACGGCGCGCCUCGCUCUUGCACACGUUUCGUGCACCUCGUUUUCCGACUGGGGCGGACCGGCGGGCUCGCGCCAGCGCGCGCCAGCGCGGCUUGGUCCCGCGAGCCCGUCGCCCGCGGCGCCCGGAGGCAGGCCUCGCACCAGGCCUCGGCAGGCGGCGAAGCGCCGCCUCGGCGCGGUGGCGGCAGCUCUAGGUAUGAUCACCGGGGGCGCCC
Messenger RNA from Prorocentrum cordatum, 1735 nucleotides. Lineage: Eukaryota; Dinophyceae; Prorocentrales; Prorocentraceae. The record is from the annotation of a GenBank genome assembly.